This is a messenger RNA of Cyanistes caeruleus (blue tit), 11329 nucleotides long. RefSeq names its product regulatory factor X3 (gene RFX3). NCBI's taxonomy places the organism in Eukaryota, Metazoa, Chordata, Aves, Passeriformes, Paridae. Gene Ontology annotation, cellular component: nucleus. Gene Ontology annotation, biological process: regulation of transcription by RNA polymerase II. Gene Ontology annotation, molecular function: RNA polymerase II cis-regulatory region sequence-specific DNA binding; DNA-binding transcription factor activity, RNA polymerase II-specific. The record is from RefSeq and is a predicted model, not a curated record.
GAGCCUCCUCGGCGCCGCGCGCCAUGUGCUGCCGAGAGACGGGCCCGGGCCCGGAGCGGCUCUGGCGCCAGGAGCCGGGCAGCAGAGCAGGCCCCAGAGCGCGGGCAGAGAGGGGAGACAGGGGCCUCCCGAAAGGUCUCCUUGCGGGAAAAGGAGACCGACUUAGUGGAAAGUGACCGAGCAGCCCCUCGGCUGCCUUCCACAGGGGCCUUCCCCUCCGUUCCCCCCGGGCACGGUGCCCCUCUUUCCAGGAGAAAUCUGCCUUCCACACGGCUCCCGCCCAGCCAGCGGGACUCGGCUGGCACAGGGUGCCCGCAGCACAGGGUGCCCGCAGGAGGCGCUCGGGAAGGAGGAAGUGGCUGGGAGCCCUCAGUGGUGCCGAGGGCCCCAGUGCACUCACUGGAGCCUGGACGAAAUGCACUGGCUGCUGAAGUGCAGUGAGUUUGUGGCUGUUUGUCCCACAGUGAUAACAUUAGUCUCCGGGCCUGCACCACAACCAGCGCCUGAGGAGGACAGUAAACACCCUGAAAGGGGGAAAACCUUUGAAUUGUAGGAUGUUCAUCAUGUUGUGCUGGCUUCUUGAGCUAAGCCUCAGUCUCCUCAGAUCAUGUAACAACUGACUGUUUACCCUUAGUGUGAGGACUCAGUAACAGGCAGUGCAGGCAGGGAACUUCUGGUGCAUAUGAAGCACUCAUUCUUGGCACUUUAAAGAUCUGUCAGGGGAGACAGAUCCUACCUGUGGUAAGAAAACUUCAGCAGUGGGAAGUAAAUUCUGGAGGUCAACUCUUCCAAACCCCUGCUCAGACAGGGCCACUUAAGAGUCAGUUGCUCAGGACCAUAUGCAGACGGCUUUUGAAAAUCCUCAGGAUGAAGAUAGUGCAAACUAUUCUAGUGGUUUUUCAGCCACACAGAAAAAAAAUGUUUUUCCUGAUAUUCAAUAAGGACCCUCCUGUAUUUCAGUCCCAGUCUGAAGAACGGACAUCUGCUCCAUUGUGGACCUCUCUGGGCUGUGGGGGCACAAACUGUGUCACCAUGUUCUUCUGCAAGGUUCAAGAAUCUCUUCCAGCACCUGAAUUGCCUUCUCCCCCUCCUUCUUCUUGAUGUCAGCUUGUCUUUCUCAGCUGCUGUUGGAUGUUUGGGGUUUUCUUCCCUCUGUUGAUUAUGUUAUCAGAGGGGCAUUGCUACCAUUGCUGCUCAGCUCAGCUAUGGUCAGCAGUGAGUCCAUCUUGGAGCCAAGUGGAAGCGGCUAUCUCUGACAUUGGGGAAGUUUCUGAAAGCUUACAGAAGCCAAGCCUAUAGCCCCUCUGCUACCCAACUGAUACAGGAGCCCAGAAUUUGACACAGCAGUCCACGUGUGUCCUCACCAGUGCUAAGCAGAGGCCAAUGAUCUUCUCCCUUAUCUUGUCUUCAGUACUUUGCGUAACGCAGCUGGGCGUUUCUGUAGCAAAAUACAACUUAGCUUCUUUCAAGGGGGAAAAUUCAGGGUGGGCCCUGUUGUGCAUAUAUACAUGCAUAUCAAUCGUUUAAACAUGAGAGUGUUUCCUUAGCACAUAGAUUUCUCAGGUUAUAAGGCAUCCAGCUAUAGCAAGGUUAAGUUUAAAUAUUUGGUGGUUUGAAGAUGGUUCUGUUGAGCAUAUCUGGCUAUCCUAGAACAAGUUAGAGAGAGCAACUUUAAAAAUAACUUUAUAAUUUUUUUUGUGUUGUUUCCAGGCAAGUAUACGUGUAUACAUGUAUGUAAAGGUUGCUAGUUAUUUCCUCUGUCCUGUAGGUCAGGAACUUAUUUUUGUUAUAUCUGCACAGAACUUCCUGGAUUUUUCUUUUUAAUGUUUUAGCAUUCUGUGUAACAGCUCAUUAUAUUCAUGGCAUGUAAAAUACAUGCAAUUUAUUUAUAUUUUAAAGCAAAUUUCUGUUUCUAGAGUAAAGUCUUAAUAGAAAUAUUUUAACUUUGUCAUACACACCUUGCACUGACAACUUUCAGACACCUUUCUUUUUAUUGUGCUGUCUCAGCUUAGGUGGUAGUUGUAUAAUAUUUUUUUGUGUGCACCGUCUCUUAAGUGAAAACUAUGCAAAUGCUGAAUUGUUUCUGUUGAUAUAAAAUAUGGCGCAUUCCAAAGUUCAAAACUAACACAUUCUUAAAGGUUUGUGUUAGGUAGCAGUAAGGUCCAGGUAGUCUUCUGUGGUGUAGAAAACUUUUGUCCAGAAGCUUGAGUAUCUUGGGGAAGUGUGAGGAGAGAUGGAAAGGGAAAGAAGAAAAAAACAGCAAUUCUUGUAAAUAUCCAGGCAUCUUAAAUGUAAGAGAACCUAUCUGUAAGAAACUAAAAGCAUUCCAGUUUUCCAAUAAAAAUCUCUGCUCUUUUGAUGCCUGGAAGAUACCAGUAGAGAUCACAAUGCAGACAUCAGAGACUGGGGCAGAUACAGGUUCGACUGUGACUUUACAGACAUCCGUGGCUGGCCAGGCAGCAGUGCCCACACAGGUAGUACAGCAAGUACCAGUUCAGCAACAGGUACAGCAAGUACAGACUGUGCAACAGGUACAGCAUGUCUACCCAGCCCAGGUUCAAUAUGUGGAGGGAAGUGACACAGUCUACACUAAUGGAGCUAUCCGAUCAACAACUUAUCCUUACACAGAAACCCAGAUGUACAGUCAAAACACUGGGGGAAAUUAUUUUGAUACUCAAGGAAGUUCUGCACAGGUGACAACAGUGGUCUCGUCUCAUAGCAUGGUGGGCACUGGAGGGAUUCAGAUGGGCGUAACAGGAGGACAACUCAUUAGCAGCUCAGGAGGCACCUAUCUGAUUGGCAAUUCAAUGGAAAAUUCUGGUCAUACAGUGACUCACACAACGCGGGCCUCCCCAGCGACAAUUGAAAUGGCGAUUGAGACACUGCAAAAGUCUGAUGGUCUGUCCACUCACAGAAGCUCUCUUCUCAACAGCCAUCUUCAGUGGCUUUUAGACAACUAUGAAACUGCAGAAGGAGUGAGCCUUCCAAGAAGUACCCUUUACAACCAUUACUUACGACACUGUCAGGAGCACAAGUUGGAUCCAGUCAAUGCUGCCUCCUUUGGAAAACUCAUACGGUCAAUCUUCAUGGGACUGCGGACCAGAAGACUUGGAACUAGGGGGAACUCCAAAUAUCAUUACUAUGGGAUUCGUGUCAAGCCAGAUUCUCCUCUUAAUCGACUACAAGAGGACAUGCAAUAUAUGGCCAUGAGACAGCAGCCCAUGCAGCAGAAACAAAGGUAUAAGCCUAUGCAGAAAGUGGAUGGAGUUGCAGAUGGCUUCACAGGAAGUGGUCAACAGACAGGCACAUCUGUUGAACAAACUGUAAUUGCCCAAAGUCAACAUCAUCAGCAGUUUCUAGAUGCAUCUCGAGUACUGCCAGAGUUUGGAGAAGUUGAAAUAUCUUCUCUGCCAGAUGGUACUACCUUUGAGGACAUCAAAUCACUACAGAGUCUUUAUAGAGAGCACUGUGAGGCAAUACUGGAUGUGGUUGUUAAUCUUCAAUUCAGCCUGAUAGAAAAAUUGUGGCAAACUUUCUGGCGCUAUUCUCCUUCUGCUCCACCUGAUGGCACUCCUGUUAAUGAACCAAGCAAUCUGAGUGAAAUAGAAAGUCGACUUCCUAAAGCAAAGCUGAUUACUCUGUGCAAGAAUGAGUCUAUUCUGAAAUGGAUGUGUAACUGUGACCAUGUGAUGUACCAGGCUUUGGUGGAGAUUCUCAUUCCUGACGUCCUUAGACCUAUUCCUAGUGCCUUGACCCAAGCCAUUCGCAAUUUUGCAAAAAGCCUUGAAGGUUGGCUUUCAAAUGCCAUGAACAAUAUUCCACAGAGGAUGAUACAAACCAAGGUUGCCGCUGUAAGUGCCUUUGCCCAGACUCUGCGAAGAUACACAUCUCUUAAUCACCUGGCUCAAGCAGCUCGUGCUGUGCUUCAAAAUACUUCACAAAUCAACCAGAUGCUCAAUGAUCUCAACCGUGUUGAUUUUGCCAAUGUUCAGGAGCAGGCUUCCUGGGUGUGCCAGUGUGAUGACAACAUGGUUCAGAGACUGGAAACAGAUUUCAAGAUGACUCUUCAACAGCAGAGCACUCUGGAGCAGUGGGCUGCCUGGCUGGAUAAUGUAAUGAUGCAAGCAUUGAAACCGUAUGAAGGAAGACCCAGCUUUCCUAAAGCAGCACGGCAAUUUCUGUUAAAAUGGUCUUUCUACAGCUCAAUGGUGAUUCGGGAUUUAACCUUGCGCAGUGCUGCUAGCUUUGGCUCUUUUCAUCUGAUCCGCUUGCUAUACGAUGAAUACAUGUUUUACUUAGUAGAACAUCGUGUUGCUCAGGCAACAGGAGAGACACCUAUUGCAGUUAUGGGAGAGUUUGGUGAUUUAAAUGCUGUGUCCCCUGGAAAUAUGGAUAAAGGAUGGAGGAGGGUAACAGCUGUGGGAAGAAAGACAGGAGUAGGCUUAUGGAUGUUGAACUGUAGUGAAUGUUUCGAUGAGGGCAGCGAAGUUGAAAGUGAAAUAGAUGAAGAGCUGGAUGAAAGUGGAGAGCCACAAGCUAAGAGAGAGAAAACUGAGCUAAACCAGGCAUUCCAGGUGGGCUGCAUGCAGCCAGUGCUUGAGAGUGGAGUCCAGCAGAACCUCCUGAACCCAAUUCAUAAUGAGCACAUUGUUGCAACUACUCAGACUAUCAGACAAUGCAGUGCUACUGGAAAUACAUAUACUGCAGUCUAAUGUGAAACUUCCCCUGGCCUCCAACACACGCCCCAUUGCAUUAGCUGUUUAGGUUUAAUAUGAAAAAGGAAAAAAAAAGAGAGUAAGUCCGAAGGUUGACUGUUGUCAAAUGUAACUGUUCUGAUCAUUAUUUUGUUGGAGUUGUUAAAUGGAAUGGGUGUAUGUAUUUUGCCAGGUCUGUUUAGAAAAAUUUAGAAAAAAUUUUUGUAAACGAAAUCAUUUUACAUUGGCCACUCAAUAUGAAGAGGUUUCUUUGUAUCAAAUGCAAGGAAGAUUUUUGCAAAGUUUAAUGUUAAUGUUUUGUCCUCUUAUAAUAAUUUAAUUUUUUUUCAUAGUUUAAAAAAAUAUUUUAAUGUUAAUUAUUAGUUAUGCUGAUUUCAUAUAGAUAGGUUUUUAAUUAGAUGCACUUCUGUGAAAUAUCAAAAGAACUAUUUUCUUUGAUUUACACUGGAGGCAUACUUAUUUGACAGCAGAUGUAUCAAAUUUGUUAUAAAAGGUGCUUUUCAUCGUACUACGAGAAGACACUAUUUUGAUAAAAUUGUGAGUAUUCAGGGGGAUUUUUUUGUAAUAAUGCUGGAGGGUUGAGAAGAUCUCCUAGUUUCUUCCUGUGAGGAAGAAGCUGUUUAAAUGACAGAAUUGUAUCAGAAUGUGGUAAUCUGAAUGGCAUAAAUGUACCUAAUUAUCUGAAUAUGAUGUAAACAAUGCAAGCUUCAUUUAUAAUCAACAGUUUCAGAUAUUAUUUGCAUACCAGUUCCUCUGUUUUGAAGACUACUGAUUCUGUAUGUGAGGCCACUGAACUUUUGAUUGUUCAGUGGCACUGCAGAUGUUAGAAACUGAAGCUAAAAAGAAGUGACUUGAUUAUUGUUAAUUUUAAGUGUAUGUGCUACUUAUGCUGAACUGGACAUACAGGAAAACAUUCCAUUUGGAUGACUUUCUUCUAUUCCAGGUCUUUUCCUACUAGUGGUUCAAUCUGCUGCUCUUAGAAAAGGUGAUUUAUAGAAUGCAAGGAAUGUAGCAACCUGCAUCAUUUUCCUUUCAAAAACAUUUCCUUGUUGUCAAAGUGGAUUUAAAUUUUUACAAAAAUUAGACAAGGCAGUGUAACUGGCACACCUCACUUGUACUUAUUCCCAAUUGUGUAGAAUUUGAAUAGGUGGCUAGAUGGACCAUUGCCAUUUAAGAAUGUACAUCAGGGAUCAUUGUACCUCGGCUAUUACAUGGUGCCUUAAACAGAACUGAAGCUAAGACUUAGUACUUUUUGUUAUUCUUAACUCUUAAAUUAAUUCAACAAGGUGUGCCUGUCAUUUUCAAAUUCCCUAAGAAGUAAGGACAGGUUACACAGCCUUCAAAAGAAUAAAAGGAUUUUUUUAUUAUUAAAUGAUUUUAAUAUCCCUCUUAGAAUGACAAUAGACCUAUUUUUUCUCGUUUCUAGCUGGAUUUCACUUUAAUAGAAAUAAAAUUUGCUUGGGAAUUUGGAAAGCAAAACUAGCUUUAAUACCAACUUCAAAUGUCAAAAUAGAUUGACCAUAGUCCCAAGCAUGAUUAUAUAUUUUCUAAACCCUUGCCUACUUUUAAUUUUAAAAACUAAAAAGAAAUAAAUGAGCAGGUACAUAAUGCAGUGCAUGUUUUCAAUUUCUAUAUUUUGUGGUGUAUCAGCCAGAUAUUACAUUUUAAUGGUUAAAUAAUAUCAGUUUAUAGAAACCAUAUUAAUUAACAUAAAAGAACUCGAGUUUUUCUUCACAAACAUUUCAUUAUGCAGACACAUGAAUUUGCUACACUAACGUAGUGAAAUUACAUAAGAAAAAAAAAGCCAAAAAGUGAAUGAGAACACAAAAAGAUCAACUUUACAGGAAAGACUUCGUAAAAAAAUUAGGAUUCUUUUAUUCUGGUUUAUCUAGUGUGUCUGAAAAUGACUUUAAAGUCAUAUAUACCAAAUGGGAGAAGAGCAUGUAAAAUGGAAGUGUGUUUAUAGCAAACAAGUUUGUUGCUAGAGUUUACAUAUGCUCCAAAUACAGCUGCACAUAAACUAAAAUGUCCUAACACUAUUGAUGCACAAAAAUAAAUUUUAAUUCCUUUGCAGAAUUGUGAACCCAUCCAGCUCAUUCUGUGUUGGCAUAAUUCCUACUAAUGUCAGUAGAUGGCUUUUGCCUCAGUAAAAAGUAAAAGUGAGGUUUAUAUUCAUUAUUUCUAAACUCAUAAAUGCACUGAAUCUCAUUAUAGAUUUUGUUGUCACAUAUAUCGCUCAGUGUGUCCUGAUUUUUCCUUAGAAAUCAGCACAUCUGUACCCUUCACCAAAAAUGCUAAAACUAAGCUGUGAUAAAUAUUUACUCCCCUUCAUUGUGCAUUAUAAGAUGUUUACACGUAAAAUAAAGUAAAAUAAUUCAACAUUUUUUUAAUUUUCAACUUUUUUUUAAUACUGUAGUAGUUGUUUUAAAUUUUGUGUUUGUUUGUGUUCUUUUAUUCUUAUUGUUUCUUGCUUUAAUGUUGAAUUUGUUGUUGCUGAGAAAAGAGUACAAUUGUCAAAGGUAAAUUAGAUUGCUAAAUAUGUUGGGACUCGAGUCUUCUUUCAUUAUUUAGCUCUCCACUCCACUCAGUUGUUAACUGUCAUAAAGUGAAAAAACAAAACUGAACAAAAAUCUGAAUACAUGAAAUGGAAUGUAUUUCAUAGCUUCUGAAAACAAGGAAUUAUCAAAUUGAAACUUUCACAGGUUCAGAAAACUGACUGGAGUCUGUAUUCUUAUGCUUAAAUUCUAAAGAUUUUACCAGAUAUUUUUAGAGUGACUAUCUUAUUAUGUUGUAGACUUACAGAUUUGGGGGUCUUUUGUUUUGUUUUUACUGAAAUUUCAAUCAAACACUUAGAUAAAACCUUUUGCACACUCUUGCUGUUUAAUAGCUGGAUUUUAGUAAUCGUUGAAGUAGAGAGAUAUGAAUACCUCAGUGUGUAUUCUGCAAUGUGUAGCGUGCGGCUGCAUUGCCACACCAGCUCUGAAGUCUGUUGUCAAUGCUAUGGAGCGGUGUAGCAUGUGUCCACAGGGUAGGCAUUAUGAGAGUUGACAUGAUUUGUGUGUUUUAUCUAACCUUGAAAUGGAAUCCAGAAUAAUUAUUUUAGAGGCAUUUCCCCCAUUAGCACAAAAUAGCACAGUGAACAGUGUGGGGGAAGAGGUCUUGUUGAACUACCUUUUCAAAGCACAGGGCCCAAUUUUCAAAAGUUUUGUAUUUGUUCAAGUGUUUUGUUACAUUUUCAUCUUUCUUGUGGUAAAUCAGUUUUCAACAUAUUUUUUCUUUUUUUUCAGUUUUUUUUGCUUGUACUGUAGCAUGCUCUAAGCACCUUCAUUUUUAAAAAAGUUCCAUAAAAAUUUGGGAAAUAGAUGUUAAAUUAUUUGCCUAUGAAAUGAUCAUUUACAGCAUUACUGCCUUUAGUUAAAAAAAAUAAGAAAAUAAUGUUCUGUCAUUCAGGAAUUCAUAGGUCUAUAUACCAAUUUAAUUUAAAGCGAGGUAUUUUUAAGUAUCUGUAACACUUUUUGUUUUAUCUUGUUUUCCCUAGAAGAAAUGAUCAGAUAUCUUUAUCAUUCUCACCAUUGACAUCAGCACUGUUUAGAAAAAAAUCCAUGUUAGAGAUGCACUGCAAUCCAAUUUAGUUCAGAAUGCUUUUACAAAACAAAACCAACCACUGAGAGCCAUAAAUGUGCUGACAAAACCCCCAGAUUUAUUAGUAAUAUAAGUAUACAACAAUCAUUUCAGAGUUUAAAAUACAAAUUUGAGAGAGCAAGAUGAAUUUCUGAAAAUUGGGCCCGUGUCAACACUAACAGGACAUGCUCUUUGUAUACAGUUUAAAGCAAAUUGAUACAUGGAAUUCUAGUAUCUCUGCUAAUUUGUUUGGUGAUUUAACACUGACAGUGAAAACUGGAAUAGAAGCAUAAACACACAGUGCUUAGUUCUAGAAUUAGGAAAUUAAUUUGAUAUAAUGCCUUGCAUUAACCCUUUGAGCAUUGUAAGUAACAUGAUGGGAACAAAGAUUUUUAGAUGAUUUAACUAGUCCACUGAGCAUAUACUCUGAAAUAGUUUAUAGUGUUGUAAAUUUUUUUUAUUAUGUCUAAAGUAAAUAGAUUGCAUAAACUUGCAUACAACAUGGGGAUUUCUUAUUAAUAGGGGGCUCAGUAGAUGUAGGCAAAGUAUUCAUUGCCAUUGAUACGUACUGUGUAAUAUAAAGCAGUACCUCAGCUCCCUGGUUUUCGUAACUGCAUAUAUAUACAAAGAAAAUCAGACAUGAUUCUACAGAUAUGAAGUUGUCUACUUUAAGAUGCCUUUAGAAGAUAAAGGUUUAGAAAAUAUAUUCAGCUAUUUUGAAAAUUUCCUGAGAUAGAUUAGUGUUGGAAUACUCUGGUACUGUAAAAGAGAAAUCUUUAGGACUAAAAGAAGGUUUAGUAAUAAUAAAUUUUGCAGAAUAUUUGAUGUGUUUGCAUUGAAAUUUUUGGCAGUGUUUGUGAGAAACAGGAACAAAAAGUGCACAAUUAUGUUAAUAUUCCUUUUAAAACUCAGUCACUGCAAUAAUGACUAGCUAGAAGAUGAAGGUAUUUAAUUAAAUUUCACAUACAAGGGUAUAGUUUGGAUGGCCCUUAUUGAAUGUCAGAAUUUUAAAAGCAACCUAGAAAUUGCACGAGCUAAUAUUUUUUAAAGCCCCUUUGUUCUUAAAAUGACUGCUUACAGGAACAAGGGAACAAGUGUUAGCAAGUAAAGAUUCUUUUAACUUAGAGAUACUGAUGCCACCUUACUAAGUGAGAACACAGUACAUUUUCUACUGGUUUCUUGCAAUAUCAGUCAGCAAACACUAAAGCAGCUGUACUUAUUUAAGUCCAGCUGAGGACAAAGAAAAAGGGUAUCAUUUAAAGUUAUUUAAGGGAAUUGCGUCAGUAGUAUAGUGCAAGUAAGUUGUAAACAUUUUUAGUCAGUUCAUGCAAAUUACUGCAUAAUUAAUUAACAUAAAUGCAAUACUCAAAGGGUUUUAAUUUAACAACUUUUUUUAUUCAUAAUUUACUGUAAAUGCUUCUGAGUUUGCAUGCCUUGAUCAUUGCUGCUAGUGAUUUUAUGUGCCAGUAGACCUGAGUUUAAUUUACCAGUUUAACUAAGAAAUAGUAAAAGCCACUUACAAAGUGACUGCCUAGUGUUUGUUUGAAGUAAAAUAUGCCUUAGUUUGAAAAUUAUCAUUUUAACUCCUGUUUUAUUCUGAUUUUUUUCUCCUUUUCCUGUUGAAAAAAAAAAAAUAAAUUGGCAUUUUGGGAUUGGAAGCCCUGAGUAGUUAAAUAUUUGGUAAGAAUUGUUCUUGGAGAUUGCUCAUUAAGGCUGAAAUUCAUUGUAGAAAACAAGGCCCAGAAAAAAACUGUGGGCAUCAAAUGAGCCUCACUUAACACUAAUUCAGGAAGAAGUUCUUUGUAUGUUCUUAAGCACUUUCUUGGUUAUGGUGCAAACAUCUUACAGGAAUUUUCAGUUCUAGAUUAAUAUUGCUCUGAAAUAAUAGAUGUUAUUUUAGGAGGAAUUUAGACUUCAGAGGAACAACCUUGAAUGGAUUGGUUUUUAACAGGAACUCAGUUCAAUUCUUUUUGACUCACUGAUACCAGCAAAAGCUUUUUACACAAAGAAUAUUUAAUGGGUUCCCCAAGUAAAGUUUCCUUCCAUACAAUAUUAAAGUGACUGCCUUGUAUUUAAACAUUAAAUACCCAUCUUAAAGUAACCCAGUUAAGCAAUUUAAAAUAUGUUGGGAAAAUACCACUUUGUACCAAAGCAAGUUGCCCAUUUCCACUCAUAUCCACUGAAAAUUUGGAUUUACAGUUAAUAACCAAUGAGGCUUUUAAAGAAACUUCGAGUGCCUUUUAAAAACUUGGAAAAUUGUGCCUGAGGUGGUAAACUUUAAUUAGGUUAAUUCUAGAGCUACCAAUCAGUAAUUUUAUCAUCACUCAGGGCUUUCUUACCUUCUAGGAAACUUCCCUUGUUGCAUUUAUUUUAUAUGCUAUUUUUUUUAAGUGCCAUCAUUUAAAUUUCACUUAGUAAGUGGCAGAUUACAUUAUCCAGUCCCACAGCACAGAAACAUCAUAACACUAGGACAUAUUCAAACUCUUAUUUUCCAGUUGACUGAAUAUAUUAUGUAAAUGAGGUAAGCAACUUUUUGUAGAUUGUAUGUGUGAGAUAAUGUAAUGUUCUUUUCCAGUUUUUGGGCUACAGUUGAAUAUACUUUUUAAUUAUUUAAAGAAGACAUCUUUACAGAAUAACGUGAUGGUUUUUUUUGUAUAAUGUAUUUGAUUUUGUAAAUACGUAUUUCCUGAUGUGAUUUUUGUGACAAAUGCUAAAUCUUUUAGUAUAUAAUGUCCUCUCAAAACUGGCAGGAGCUAAAUAAUAGUUUGUUGGCAAUUUGUAUUGUGUACUGUACAAUAACUGGGGACCUUUUAUAAUUAUAAAAAUAUAUAUUAACUUUUAGUGUGUUGUAUAAAAAAUGACUGGAACAUACUAAAGACAGUAGGAUUUUUCUGAAUAUUUCAGACUUGAACUCAGGCUAGCUUUCUUGUGUUUUUCAAAACAAAAUUGUGUCUUGUCUUUUAAAAUCAAUAAAUUUGUUUUCUUGUUACAAA